Messenger RNA from Nicrophorus vespilloides, 364 nucleotides. RefSeq names its product glutamate decarboxylase-like. Gene Ontology annotation, molecular function: carboxy-lyase activity. NCBI's taxonomy places the organism in Eukaryota, Metazoa, Arthropoda, Insecta, Coleoptera, Silphidae. The record is from RefSeq and is a predicted model, not a curated record. The annotation marks the transcript as partial. The transcript has 2 exons. Gene Ontology annotation, cellular component: cytoplasm.
UUUCCAGCGAGCUUUCGGUCCAGAGCUUUAGACGUUCCACAGCCUCCAGAAGACUCGGCCCCGUCAGCAACCAUGGCAAACUCCAGCAACUACAAACUCUCUGCCGCCACGGCCAACUUGAAAUACACCGAGUUGUACCCGUACAAGGAUUCCGCUGUGAAUUCUAAGGAAUUCUUGCAGAAGAUCGUCGAUGUUCUCAUGGAGUUCGUGCGAUCCACGAAUGACAGAAAGGAGAAAGUGCUCGAAUUCCAUCAUCCGGAGGAAAUGAAGAAGAUUUUGGAUCUGAAGAUUCCCGAGCAAGGACUGAGUCUGCAAUCACUCAUCGACGACUGCGCUACAACCCUCAAGUACCAAGUGAAAACAG